This is a messenger RNA of Caenorhabditis elegans, 1558 nucleotides long. It is a transcript of the gene clec-185, whose product is annotated as C-type lectin domain-containing protein. The record is from RefSeq and is marked reviewed. NCBI's taxonomy places the organism in Eukaryota, Metazoa, Nematoda, Chromadorea, Rhabditida, Rhabditidae. The coding region runs from base 21 to 1535 and encodes 504 amino acids. Gene Ontology annotation, molecular function: carbohydrate binding. The transcript is spliced from 7 exons.
AGUAGGUCACAGAUUUUGAAAUGCCAGACAUGGUUUUUCGUAUUAUUCUCGUCGUUUCUUGUUUUACAUCGUUUUCUUGCAAGCCGAAAGUCAAAAUUCAACAUGAUCACAUUGAAGAGUUUCUGGAAAACAAAACACUCAGUGACGUCAUAGAAUUAAACCAGCAUGUGCAACGAGCAAGAUACUUGGAGAGAUUGGAAAACGAAAAAGGAAAGUUAUCAGAUGAAGGUCAACAGAACCUUGUUCUAGCAGAUGGAGCUGUUUUACCGUGUGAUGCCACGUGGCAUCAGUACUCUGGAACAGGAUGUUGCUAUAGGACAACAGACGAGAAAAGUGAGUGGUAUGGUGGAACAGAACUGUGUCGAGCUCUACAUCCUCAGGCACAAUUGGCAUCAUUUCAUAGUCAAGGGGAAUCGGAAUUUGUUUGUAAAAAGUAUUCAUCAAUUCAUGCUUGGACAGGGCUUUCGCAAACUGAAACACCCGGAGUGUGGACAUAUACCGAUGGAACUCCCGACUGGCAUUGGUUUUUUGCUCAAUCGAGCACAAUGACAACUGAAAAAAGUUGCGUCGAAAUGAUGGAUGGAGUUCUGGUUCUAUUGUUCUCGUGGUCAGCGAAAAAAGGACAAACUCAACCCUAUUCCUGCACUGAGAGCAUCGCAAGUAUCUGCAAGUAUUGCCCACAAGAGACUACGUCGACGAGCACGUCGACGAGCACGACAACAACAACGAUACCAAUUACCUCUACAGUAACCACUACCGUAACCACAACCAGUGAGCCUCCAACUACAGUAACCAGCACCACAUCAACAACGGAAUCUACGAGCACAGUAACCACAACAAUACCAACUACUACUACUACUACUACGGUAUCAACUACAGUACCCACAACCAAAACAACCACCGAGACGGAAACCAGCAUCAAGCCAACAGAAACUACAGUAAUUAUAACGACACCAAGUACCACUACCGUAACAACUACAGUACCUACAACUACCGUUACCAGCACAUCAUCUGAAACAACUACAACAACUAGAACUACAGUAACCAGCACACCAGCCACCACUCCAUCUAUUGCAGCCUCCACAAAAGCUCCAACAACACAAAAGUCCACCCCUACAACUACAAUUACUACAUCGACUGUCAAAACUACCGUCCCAGGGACCUGUACUCCCACUUGCCCAACUCCAACAGUUAGCUUCAAUGAUCGAUGCUACAAGAUGUGCCGAGGGCUCGUGAAAUUUGAAGACAGUUGCACGUGGUGUAAUGGGACAAUGGUCACAGUUUCUAGUAAAGAGGAAAACAGCUUUGUUUCUAGAGUCUUUGGAUCAAACGAUGAGACAACACGUCAAAUCUGGAUUGGCAACACCGAAUCCAGUGGUUAUCUAAAUUGGUCUCCAGGUCAACCUACAAAACCGAAUGAUGGCUUGGAUUACUGUAUUUCAAUGGACUUGAGUGCAGGAUCUACUAGAGGAAAAUAUAAAUAUUUAGCAUGUCAGAGUACCGUUAUUAAUUCGUUAUGUGUAAUGAAUCCAUGAGACUAAUAAACGUUUGGUAUUUA